AUGGGGAUCCUGACUUUCACUCUGCCCAUUCUCUCCAACUCCUGCCCUGGUUCCCCCAUCUCUCCAACUCCUGCCCUGGUUCCCCCAUCUCUCCAACUCCUGCCCUGGUCCCCAAUCUCUCCAACUCCUGCCCUGGUCCCCAAUCUCUCCAACUCCUGCCCUGGUCCCCAAUCUCUCCAACUCCUGCCCUGGUUCCCAAUCUCUCCAACUCCUGCCCUGGUCCCCAAUCUCUCCAACUCCUGCCCUGGUUCCCCAAUCUCUCCAACUCCUGCCCUGGUUCCCCAAUCUCUCCAACUCCUGCCCUGGUUCCCCAAUCUCUCCAACUCCUGCCCUGGUUCCCCAAUCUCUCCAACUCCUGCCCUGGUCCCCAAUCUCUCCAACUCCUGCCCUGGUUCCCCAAUCUCUCCAACUCCUGCCCUGGUUCCCAAUCUCUCCAACUCCUGCCCUGGUCCCCCAAUCUCUCCAACUCCUGCCCUGGUUCCCCAAUCUCUCCAACUCCUGCCCUGGUUCCCCAAUCUCUCCAACUCCUGCCCUGGUCCCCAAUCUCUCCAACUCCUGCCCUGGUUCCCCAAUCUCUCCAACUCCUGCCCUGGUUCCCCAAUCUCUCCAACUCCUGCCCUGGUCCCCAAUCUCUCCAACUCCUGCCCUGGUUCCCCAAUCUCUCCAACUCCUGCCCUGGUUCCCCAAUCUCUCCAACUCCUGCCCUGGGACCCAAUUUUCCCGGUCUCGAUGUUCCGACCCUUUCCAGUUCCCAGGUUCCUCUCGGUUCCCAUCGAGAACCGGGCCAUGGUCCCUUCCGUACCGUGUGCCAACAGACUCCUCGCUACACUGUGA
Knipowitschia caucasica is the source of this 834-nucleotide messenger RNA. NCBI's taxonomy places the organism in Eukaryota, Metazoa, Chordata, Actinopteri, Gobiiformes, Gobiidae. The record is from the annotation of a GenBank genome assembly.